This is a messenger RNA of Cyphellophora europaea CBS 101466, 858 nucleotides long. RefSeq lists its product as uncharacterized. The transcript is spliced from 5 exons. Gene Ontology annotation, molecular function: dioxygenase activity. The coding region runs from base 1 to 858 and encodes 285 amino acids. Lineage: Eukaryota; Fungi; Ascomycota; Eurotiomycetes; Chaetothyriales; Cyphellophoraceae. The record is from RefSeq and is a predicted model, not a curated record.
AUGUCAACAAAAGCUAUUGAGCGACUGGUCCCUACCAUCUCGCUGCGAGAUUUCAAUCAGCGCAAGGAAGAGAUCACAAAGCAGCUUGUUGAUGCGGCAGAGAAUUCCGGUUUCUUGAUGCUUGUAGACCACGGGAUCUCGAUCGAUGAGAUAAAUCAACAGUUUGCUAUAUCCAAGGCUUUUUUUCAGCUGCCGCAUGAAAUAAAGGGCAAAACUGCUUACGAUAUUAACCAAGGCUUGGGCUGGGAAUACAAGGCCCAAACCAGACGUCUCACUGGGACCGAUCAAAAAGAGUCACUGUGGCUAAAAUAUGGCUCACAGUGGCCGAGUGAUGAAGAUGUCCCUGGCUUUGAAGCAUCGACAAGGAAUUUCAUGGCCAAAUGCCGAGGCAUUUCUAUGCAAGUUUUGGAAUGUUUUGCCGGAGCCCUGAAUUUCGACAAAAACUACUUUCAGAUACCAAUGGACGCUACCAAGCCGGAUUCUCUGAGUCGACUCCGCAUGCUUCAUUACCCUCCUUCAGAAAACAAACCUGGGAGCUGGGGUGCAGGUGCCCAUACGGAUGUGGGAGCUCUGACUCUUCUCUUCCAAAGGGAUGGGGAAGAAGGCCUCGAAAUCUGUCCUGGCAGGGAGAAUGUGACUAGCAAAGCGAUAGGAGACAACUUCUUUUCUCUUCCCGCCAAGACUGGUCCUAUUGUUGUCAACCUUGGUGAUAUGCUAAUGUCCUGGUCAGAUGAUCGGUUCAAAGCGACAUACCACCGAGUCCGUGCUAUGGAGGGUGAUGCUCCAAGUCGCUACUCUAUUGCCUAUUUCAACCAAGGGCUAAAAGACUUCAUCUUCCAGGGGCCGCAGAAGAAGUAG